AUACCCCACACUUUUUUGAGCUCGGUCCCAGUCGGUUAAUUGCGGUGUAGCAGGGAUUAGACCCACCUGUUCAGCUGCUCCUGGUCCAAGGUGCCAAAUCUCCACCGAAACUCAAGAUGACUCACCAGUACCCAUCCCUCUCUCCGGAGCAGAAGCAGGAGCUGGCCUCCAUUGCCCAGCGUAUUGUCGCUCCUGGCAAGGGCAUCCUCGCUGCUGAUGAGUCCACUGGCACCAUGGGCAAGCGCCUGCAGAAGAUCAACGUGGAGAACAACGAGGAGAACCGCCGCUACUUCCGCGACCUCCUCUUCUCCGUCGACCCCUCCAUCUCCGAGUGCGUGGGCGGCGUCAUCUUCUUCCACGAGACGCUCUACCAGAAAUCCGACAAGGGCGUCCUCUUCCCCCAGGUCGUCAAGGACAAGGGCAUCGUCGUUGGCAUCAAGGUAGACAAAGGCACAGCUGGUCUGAAUGGCACAGAUGGCGAGACAACCACACAAGGUCUUGAUGGCCUGUCUGAGCGUUGCGCACAGUACAAGAAAGAUGGCGCAGACUUCGCCAAGUGGCGCUGUGUGAUCAAGAUCUCAGACGGCUGCCCGUCCGCUCUCGCCAUUGCAGAGAACGCCAACGUCCUCGCCAGAUACGCCAGCAUCUGCCAACAGAAUGGUCUCGUGCCCAUUGUGGAGCCAGAGAUCCUCCCCGACGGAGACCACGACCUGCAGAGGUGUCAGUACGUCACAGAGAAGGUUCUUGCCGCCACGUACAAGGCCCUGAACGACCACCACGUCUACCUGGAAGGCACCCUGCUCAAGCCCAACAUGGUCACCGCCGGACACUCCUGCCCCAAGAAGUUCACGCCACAGGAGGUCGCCAUGGCAACAGUGACGGCCCUCAGACGCACCGUGCCCUCUGCAGUUCCCGGCAUCUGCUUCCUGUCCGGCGGCCAGAGCGAGGAGGAGGCCUCGGUCCACCUGAACGCCAUUAACCAGGUGCCCCUGCACCGGCCCUGGAAGCUGACCUUCUCCUAUGGCCGCGCCCUGCAGGCCUCCGCCCUCGCCGCAUGGCAAGGCAAGCCCGCCAACAAGCAGGCCGCCCAGGACGCCUUCUGCACCCGCGCCAAGAUUAAUGGACUAGCCUCCAAGGGAGAGUACAAACCCUCUGGCCAGACUGACGCUGCUGCUUCACAGUCCCUCUACACAGCCAGCUACGUCUAUUAAAACUCUUGUGCCUUACUUGAUCUGUGCAAUUGCACAUGGGUUAAACCUGCUAAAAAUGUGCCGACCAAAAUCCCUCACCCCCAACCCCCUCUUUAAAAAAAAAGAAGAAAAAUAAACAAAAAAUAAUUUCUA
This is a messenger RNA of Engraulis encrasicolus (European anchovy), 1343 nucleotides long. It is a transcript of the gene aldob, whose product is annotated as aldolase b, fructose-bisphosphate. Gene Ontology annotation, cellular component: cytosol. The coding region runs from base 117 to 1211 and encodes 364 amino acids. Gene Ontology annotation, biological process: glycolytic process; fructose 1,6-bisphosphate metabolic process. The record is from RefSeq and is a predicted model, not a curated record. NCBI's taxonomy places the organism in Eukaryota, Metazoa, Chordata, Actinopteri, Clupeiformes, Engraulidae. The transcript is spliced from 9 exons. Gene Ontology annotation, molecular function: fructose-bisphosphate aldolase activity; fructose-1-phosphate aldolase activity.